AUGUCCAAUUUCAAUGCCAAAAACCUCCAGUACCACUCCGCACCACCUCCCUUCCUUGCCCGUCUCAAAGGUGAAGCCUCUUGCAUUUACGACCCCUCGCGUCCUGACCCAAUACUUGUAUCCAACCGGCGUGCAGCAAAACCCCGUUCUGCAAGCGAAGAGGCAGAGGACCUGCCUGUGGUGGUUGACGAGAGGGGAGAGGUCGUGGAGGGGGUUGUUGUGGGGAAGGAUGGGGAUUUUAAGGGGAUGAAAGGCGAGGAUAAAGGGGAGGUGGACAUGAAAUCAAGGGAAAGGGUUGAAGGGCAGGGGGAAGGGGAGGGGAAUAUGGGGGAGAAAAAGGGAGUGGUGGCGAGUAUUGGGGCUGGACGGGCGGGGAAGAAGAGGAAGGCUAGGGUUGUAGGGGGGGGUGUCGAUGACGAGGGGGACAAAGAUGACAAACGGGGGGAUGGGGAUAACAAGAAGAGGGAGGUUAAGACUGGGAAGACGAGUGAGAAGGCGGAUGAGGAGGGCGCAAAGUCUGAAGUUGGGACAGCAAAACCGGCCAAGAUGAAGAAGGCAAAGAAGAUUAAGCUGAGCUUUGGUGAGGAUGAGGGAUGA
Molecule: messenger RNA, 597 nt
Organism: Thermochaetoides thermophila DSM 1495
Lineage: Eukaryota; Fungi; Ascomycota; Sordariomycetes; Sordariales; Chaetomiaceae
Exons: 1
Coding region: 1-597 (198 amino acids)
Source: RefSeq, a predicted model, not a curated record